Messenger RNA from Spirodela intermedia, 5645 nucleotides. Lineage: Eukaryota; Viridiplantae; Streptophyta; Magnoliopsida; Alismatales; Araceae. The record is from the annotation of a GenBank genome assembly.
AUGCACCUCCUCUCAUCUCCCUUGGCCCUCCCGUACUGUAAUCCCUCCUCCGCCGAAAGCUUUUGCUUCUCUCGUGCCCACGGAUUUAUCUCCAGGAAGAAGGCGUUAUCCGUGAAAUGCCGUCGGGCCAGCCCCAGCGGCCUGCACCAGCAGGGGGCACCGGAGCCGCAUGAAGGAGCUUCUUCUUUCAGGUCUCCAGAAGGUCCGACAUCUCGUUCUACCGUUCUUCUCCCGGCAACGUGCAUAUAAGAAUCGCUGGUCUUCGCAAUUGGGACCUGUUUUGACGUCCUGUUUUGGGUACUUCCCUUUCAGGUCAGCCGGUAAGGGUUUUCGUUGGACACUCUAUAUACAAGGGGAAGGCAGCACUCACUGUGGAGCCGAGGGCUCCGGAGUUCAUCUCUUUAGAUGUAAACUUACGUGACGUUACUUCCCGUCGGAUUCUCCUUCUCGUUGGUUCUCUUGUAUCUGAUGCAGAUCACACACUCUGUACACAGUCAGGAGCUUACAAAGUUUCGAAGGAGGGCUUCAUUUUGCUCCAGUUUGCCCCAGCGGUGGCGGCACGUCAGUACGAUUGGAAUAGGAAGCAGGUAAGUUUAGGGCUGAUUCUGAUUUUUUAUCUUCCUGGGUUCUUUUUGGAUGGCUGUUUAAUCUACUUGGGGUGCAUCAUACAGUUCUGCAGAGCUCUUUUGACGGUGACAUGGCGCAGUAAAUACACCAUUAGUUGUGUGACUACCUGUAUUCCGCGCUCCUUAACCAGUGACUUCCAACCGUUUUUCGUGCUCGGCUAUGACAUCCGGAUAUACAGCAUCUGCUGCAAACAUUCUUUCUCCUUGUAGACAAUUAAUGGUUUAAUGCCAAUAAUAUCGAUCUGUCGUUGACUUCUCCAUUGAUUAAGGAAUAUAUUUUUAUUUAAAGAUAAGUUAUGUUUCCCAGUAAGAUGGCUAUUUCAGAUUCAAGAGAAAAAAGGCUUGGGGAUUGGAUAUUUUUAGCAAACCUCAUACUAGUGCCAUGUACCUGAGUUUGUUUUGUUAAUUUUUCGCAAUAAAGGUUCCAAACUCAUUUGGUAUUUAACUGCUACAAUUUUCUCCGAUAUGUACAUAUCUAAGAUUGAAUGAUUUUAUGUCUCAGCUAUUAUAUCUUUUUGCCAAUCUGGAUGAGUUAACUGCACAUCUCUAAGAGUGAGUAUUUUGGUGGACGUAGUUACUGCAAGUUAGGGCUUAUGAUGAGCCUAACAUGCUACAGAAAACGGGCUUUUUGCUGCUAAUGCGGGGGAACUUUGAGCAGAUGUUUCUUUGUCUCUAGAAGAACAAAGGGUUCAAUUUUUUAAUACAGCUUUCUUCAUUUAAUAUACCCUCACGCUUUGUGUUUGGACCGUUUUACAAUGUUUUAGGCAGAUGUUUCUUUGUCUCUAGAAGAACAAAGGAUUUUAUAUGCCCUAAAAAGAAAUAGAGGACCAAAGGUGAACAUGUAGAAAUGGGUGUGAGUAUUAGAGGAACUUAGCAUGCGUCAAGUGUUAUUGUAGUCAACAGACGAGAAGAAAUAAUCAUCAUAUUCUGUUAGGAAACAUAAAAACAGGCUAGAACAUGCAUCACAUAAUUUUAAUGGAAAGAAAAGAAAAUAGCAUUCUGUUGAGUUAGAUGGUUAAAAAGUAGCACAAAAAUCCAUUUCCAUUGUUCCAAUUUUGUAAUUGAGCUCGAAGGAGAUUGAAAGAGGUGUGUGACCCAGAGACAAUGCCCCGCUUGGAGUAAACCUUCUAUUGGAGCUUCUGUGGAGUAAAAUUCUAGACAUGAUAGGAGGGGAGACGUAUCUCUGAUAAUCCAAGAUUAUUCCCUAAAGAUUGUAGUGAAGGAGUGAUAGCGUUACCAACAGAGGGAAUGGGUGAUUUGGCUAUGUACCAUUGGCUGUUAUUGUGACAUGUACACAGUCGUCCCAUGAGUUUUAAGUGGCUAACUCGGAUCCAAUGCUCCCUAGAGAGAGGGCGGUGGUUGCACACCUUCAACACUACCAUAUCUAUUUCUGUUUCUUUAUGACAUACUUUUUCCCUCAAGUGCAUGUAUGCUGAACUCUCUACUCUUUCGAUGAUAACUCAUUAUUUUAUAAAAUAAUUGGUAUUAUUAUGUGCUAUUAUCAAGUGCUAUUAUGUGCUUUGGAAAGGUAGUGUUUCCGAUGAUAUUACUAGCUGAAAAAAUGUGUCACUGAUGGUGAUGAUGAUGACGUUGAUGAUACUGUUUAAUUGGUAGAUGAUACGCCGCAGUUUUUAUGGCAAUAGACAGUAGCCGCACGUUGAAUAUUCUUUUGUUAACUUCUUAUCAGGUGUUCUCAUUAUCUGUUCCAGAAAUUGGAAUGCUGUUAAGCCUUGGUGAGAAGGAUUCAUGCGAAUUUUUUCAUGAUCCAUUUAAAGGAAGAAGGUAAUCUUUGGCUUCUCACAUGGAAAUUAUUUUUCCUAACAUUGAGGUUGAAUUAUUUUUGGAUUGUAACUUGUAUAGAUCUGAACCUGGAAUUGCGUGUUGUACUCAUUUUGCAUGGUCUUGGACUUUGCAGUAUUCAGUCCAGAUAAUUAAUAUAUAUAUAUAUAUAUAUAUAUAUAAGCGAUAAGAAAUGCAGGGCCAUGGCACGAAAAAAUAUUUGUUCUAGCUAAAGGGAUUGACUUCACUAUUUUUAUUUGAUAUUGUUAUUGCCAAAACUGUUAUUAAUUUAUCAUUAUUAUUAUUAUUAUUAUUAUUACUGUUACCUUGUAGAGGAGCAAGGAGAUAUAUAUAUAUAUAUAUCUAUAAAUAGAUACUGUUACAAAAGAUAUAUAUAUGAAUUACAAGUUAUCAUUAAUCGAAAUCAAAUCAUGGGAGAUAGGUAAACUAUGUAGUAGUAAUAAACAUACAGAGAAAAUAUUGUAAAUUUCUUUUCAUGUAUGUGUUUCAAGCUGUGCGUAUGGCCUUGAAAAUGAAUCAUGGUGAGAGUCAAGCUGACUAUGAGAAAUUCUAAAUUUGUCAAGGGGUAGCAGCAGGCCUCAACACAGACUUGUAAGUUCUCAUGAUGUCAAGCUGACUAUAAAAAACCUUGCCUUAGUUGCUAACUGUGGACAAGGCUAUUAGUUGAGAAUAGUGCAGCUGAGUCGGGCAUAGGUAAUUCAAUGAGAAACGUUGCACAUAUUGAUGGAGGAGGAUAUGUACGUGAUGUGGUUUUGGGGCCCUGCAAUGGGAGUUCGCACCAUGGGACUCGAAUUGGCCUAUUCUAAUCUGAUUCUGUCUUAUCAGCUUUAACUCAUCUGUCUUUUUUUCUUCUUUGGUGAGAUAGUGGAUAGACGAGAUGACGCACGGUGGGAAGUCCAAUCCUCUCUUCAAUAUUUAAAAAUCACACCUCCAGGCUCCAAACUCAUAAUUUGAAAAAUUAUUCAGAAACUUUCCUAGAUCUUUUCUUUUGCAACCGAUCAACUCUAUCUUCCACUAUUGUGACGAUUACAUUGCUAUUCAGUAGUACCUCACCUACCACCAAUUUCACUCAUGUUUGUUGUGCUUCCAAUUACCAUUCCGGCCACUUGUUAUCCCCAGCUACUGUUAUUAUUUUUUAAUUUAUUUCAAAUAAUGUGAGGAUAAUAUACGUAAAUAUAUUCUAAAGCAUCCUUUUUGUAUUUAUCAAGCAGCCAUUCUUUACGCACUCUAUGUUAAAACAUUCAGGUCUUAGAUAUGAAUCUUAAAUUUCAUCGUUUGUACUUCAAUUCUGUCAAUUAUCCAAUGCCUGAAUGCCAGAUUCACUUCUUCCUAAACUGGAAUAUUUUUAGAGCAAGGGGCCCUGAACCUUCAUUUUCGCGAUAAUCUCCUAUCAAUAAUUUGCCUUUUCAACGACAAUAAAUCAAGGUUUCCUUCCAUUGGCGUUGGUAAGAUGAGAUUAAUUAGAUAAAUAGUUGCACGCUAAUAUAUUGUGUCAUAAAAAUGCAGUUGAGUUAUUCAGUUGUAUCUGAAAUGUGGCUAUUUGCUGACUUCAAAUCGGUUAUUACUUUGAUGCCUUCUUUGACGAAUUUUGACGUUGUGUUGGAGCUGCAAUUCAUUUGGGUCGGGAGGAACAUUAGUCGGCAGUGUAGGGCUAUUUGAACGUGACAAUUCUUAAAAAAGAGCUGUUCCGGCAGAAUUUUGUACCUCUCGAAAGUUUGACUUAAAAGUCCCUAGUUGGGAAAGUGUAAUGAGUUAAAAUGGGGUUUAAAACAAAUUUCUCUCUCCAGGUGAAAGUGUAAUGAGUAUGUGCAGCUCUGAGGGGGCUUCUGUAAGUCAUCUUUUUGCUAGUAGACGGCUGUUCUUCACGUGUAAAAUUGUCUACACUCCAUUUUGUUUAUCUUCGGUCAAAUUAUGUCUCAUUGCAUAUCAAUGAUGGUGGUUAGUGGAUCUUGAAGUCCUUUUAAACACUCUGAAGGUUACAUGGAAUGCUCUUCUUGUUUGCAGUGACGAAGGGAAGAUCAGGAAGCUCCUAAAGGCAGAGCCUCUUCCUGACGGCAGCGGCCAUUUCCUUAACCUUAGUAAUGUUCUAUCUUGAAUAUGAGUUGCUAUGGUUACGUUUCUGUUGACAUAUUAAUUUUCAGGUUUCCUUUUUUGAAAAUUAAUUGUGAACAGUUACCAAUCUUCGAAAUAUUUAUUAGAAUAAUUAAAAGUACCUUCUUAAGUAAAAUGAUUAUCAAAGACUUGUACUUGAAUGAUAGUAAUUUUUUUUUCUGAAGGACUAUUGUUGAUGGUACAGCGCAUUUUGAGGGGAAAAGAGAAAAUAAAUCGGAAAUAAUUUUUCCAGGAUGAUCUAUACAGUCAAUCGUGCAUUUUUUCAUAUUCUGUCCUAUAAAUAAUGUUGACAAUGUAAUAACUCAUUUAUUAUUUCCUUUCAGGUGUUCAAAAUCGUAUAUUGAAUGUGGAUGACAGUGUGUACAUCCCUAUAACAAAAGCAGAGUUUGCUGUUCUUAAGUCAGCUUUCAACGUGAGGACUGCUUUCUCUUGUUCAUUCUUUUAGUGCUUGUGGUCGACAUGCCAUUGUUAAAGUAAAUAAACCAAGGAUAUAAAAGACUAGUUAACUGUUGGCGGUGUCAGCUUUACCUUCAUUGAAGAUUUGCUCUAGGACUCUGGAAAAAAAAUCCAGUUUAAUAUCCGACAAAUUAGUAAAAUGUAGUAAAUAUAGGCCAAAAAUAUUCUGAAGCAUUAUAUUAGAUAUUUUCUUGGGAUUUUUUUACGUUAAAAGCACUAGUUCUAAAUUUAUUAUUGAUUUAGGAUUUAUUGGUUUCAGGAAAUCAAUUACCCACUGUAAGUUACACAUGCUAGUUAUUUUCUUUGCAUUGAAUAUGGAAUUUUAGCUUCUCGUUGUAUGAUUUUCUGAUGGAUGACCGGCUAUUUUCUCGUUGUAUUAUAAUUAAACCUUCUAUGCUGACACCCUCUGCGGCAGUAUAAUUUGUUAGUUUAUGUUCGUUUUAUAGUCUUCACUGCCCACUUUCGUCUUUGACCUUUCCAACGACGAUCAUGGGAAGACUAAAUCGAUCCACCCACUUGCUCUGUUAUUUUCAGUUUAUCAUACCAUACCUCUUGGGAUGGCAUACUUUUGGAAAUUCCAUCAGACCAGAGGACUCUGCCCGCUUGAAUAAUAACCAUCGUUCAGAUGCCGAGCUCGAAUGGAGCAGAUGA